AUGGAUAUUGAUCAGGCUGACUCGGAUACUGUAAUGACUGAGUCUACACCUAUGCCUGUCCUGGAUACUUCUGUUCAUGAUUUGAUCCCAGCUCAGGAUAUUCUGAAUUUGAAUGAACUUUUGCUAGACACUGAGAUGAGUGAACCUAUGUCUGUCACUCCUCAGAUUCCACAUUCUUCGUCUACGGCUAUUACGAAACAUAAUUCCGAAUCUCGUCUUCAGACUACGUCUAGUCUGUCUCCUGUCUUGGACUCUUCUCCUGUUGUUGUUGAACCGAUGUCGCCUCCUGUGGUUACUCAACCGCCACCUCG
This is a messenger RNA of Debaryomyces fabryi, 311 nucleotides long. RefSeq lists its product as uncharacterized. The annotation marks the transcript as partial. The transcript has a single exon. The record is from RefSeq and is a predicted model, not a curated record. NCBI's taxonomy places the organism in Eukaryota, Fungi, Ascomycota, Pichiomycetes, Serinales, Debaryomycetaceae.